Molecule: messenger RNA, 873 nt
Organism: Osmia lignaria (orchard mason bee)
Lineage: Eukaryota; Metazoa; Arthropoda; Insecta; Hymenoptera; Megachilidae
Gene: bwa
Product: alkaline ceramidase
Biological process (GO): ceramide catabolic process
Cellular component (GO): membrane
Molecular function (GO): hydrolase activity, acting on carbon-nitrogen (but not peptide) bonds, in linear amides
Source: RefSeq, a predicted model, not a curated record
AUGUGGAAACCAUUUGAAGCUGGUAGUUCACCAGUUGACUGGUGUGAAAGUAAUUACAGUAUUUCUUCUAGUAUUGCAGAAUUUAUGAAUACGUUGAGUAAUGUGGUAUUUUUAUUACUCCCUCCUGUUCUCAUGCAUCUCUUUAGAGACUAUGGAAGAUUUAUAAAUCCUGGAAUUCAUGUAAUUUGGUUUUUACUAAUGGUAGUAGGUCUUAGCAGUGCAUACUUUCAUGCUACUUUGUCUCUUAUUGGACAAUUGUUAGAUGAAUUAGCAAUCUUAUGGGUGUACAUGGCUGGUUUUUGCAUGUUCUUUCCAAGAAGGUAUUUUCCACAUAUUUUACAUAAUGAUAGAAAACUUCUUGCUAUAUGUGCAACUUUACCAACUUUGAUUGCAACUGGUUUAUCAUUUAUACAUCCUGCAAUAAAUGCAUUUGCAUUAAUGAGUCUUGGCAUACCUGCAUUUGGAUUUAUGAUCAUUGAAUUAAAAAGGACAAAAUCAAUGAGGGUGUAUAGACUGGGUUUAAGAUGCGGUGCUGUAUGGCUACUAGCUGUUGUUUGCUGGCUGAACGAUCGUUUAUUUUGUGAUACUUGGUUAAAUCUGAAUUUUCCUUACUUACAUGCACUUUGGCAUUUAUUUAUUUUCAUUGCAAGUUAUACAGCAGCUGUACUUUUUGCAUAUUUUUCUGUAAAAGAAGAGAAACCACACCAAUCAGCUGUGCUAAAAUACUGGCCAAAGGAUGAUUUUGAACUUGGUAUACCAUAUGUAACCAUUAAAAGUUAUAUUAAACUUGAUACAAAUACAAACAUAUAAGUAUCAACAUCAAUAUUGUAAAGACUGCUUUAAAAUGAUUAAAUAAUGAUUAAUAAUUUGAAA